AUGGUUGAACAGUCCCUACGGAAGGUCGUGGCCACCACACCAGCCAGCACAUCGGGUCACACACACAAAUGGGCCGUAGGGGAGAUGGACCCUGCAGUUACUCGGAGUAGGGCGGCCUCCUCCAUUCAAUUGCCUUACCUAGAGAAGACGCCAUCACGCUACGGCCUCUGGUUCAUACGAUCCUAUCGGUGUGAAAGGGAAGAGGCUGUGAAACGUGGAUAUGCCCUACAUCAACGUGGCCGCCACCAUGCAAAGAGCCGGGCAACUCAAGAUACGUGCCGAAGACGCCGACGGGCACCGUCUGUUAGUCCACCGAUAAGCAUCAUGAAAAAUCUAUCAACAGCCUGUCAUUUCACGUACCGCUCUGUCAUCUUUCAAGCCAUGCUGCCGUCCGAGGUAGUUGACAUGACCCCGCUCCCGGUCGUGUAUGGACUAUCCGUCGUCUUUCCAAAUGUUGGGAGGACGUCACGGCUGUUGAAACCGCACGCUUGGUACGUGUACCCGCUGUGGAGUAGGCCCGUAUAUCACAUUUCUAAUACCGCAUACCAGGCAGACAGCCUAAUCUGUCCUCUGUCUUCCGCUGUCACUUCCUCUUUUGAUAGCAGGGCCUGGAUCAGUCUUUGA
Messenger RNA from Alternaria rosae, 624 nucleotides. RefSeq lists its product as uncharacterized. The transcript has 3 exons. The record is from RefSeq and is a predicted model, not a curated record. The coding region runs from base 1 to 624 and encodes 207 amino acids. NCBI's taxonomy places the organism in Eukaryota, Fungi, Ascomycota, Dothideomycetes, Pleosporales, Pleosporaceae.